This is a messenger RNA of Aspergillus mulundensis, 2511 nucleotides long. RefSeq lists its product as uncharacterized. NCBI's taxonomy places the organism in Eukaryota, Fungi, Ascomycota, Eurotiomycetes, Eurotiales, Aspergillaceae. The record is from RefSeq and is a predicted model, not a curated record. The transcript has a single exon. Gene Ontology annotation, biological process: carbohydrate metabolic process. Bases 1 to 2511 code for a protein of 836 amino acids.
AUGUCCUCCACCGUCCUUGACCGCACCUGGAUCUGGCACCCUUCCUUCCAAGAAACCAGACAAGACACCGCCGGCCUCUUCGUGCACUUCCGGCGGACAAUCAACAUCCCAUCAUCCCCUCUACCAGAUACCCUCCCCAUCCACAUCACCGCCGACACUCGCUACAGACUCUACGUCAAUGGGUCAUUCGUCGCAUUCGGCCCCGUCAAAGGCGACCAGCACAUGUGGUUCUACGACGAGGUCGACAUCGCCCCGUACCUGAAGCCAGGGGAGAACCUCAUUGCCGUGGUUGUUCUGCGCUUCUUUUAUGCCACGCAGUACGCGCCGAGUCUUGCUCGUCUCCCGUCUGGUGGAUUACGUAUUGUGGUUCCGGACCAUGCAGGCCAGGACUGGGUGAAGAAGUUGCAUAGCAGCGCGGAGUGGGAGACGGCUGUUGAUCACUGGACUACACUGCGGGUUGAUGAGCCCGAGGAUCGAUUCCUGCAUGUUUAUGAGAGGCUGUCUGGGGGUGGGGAGUUGGAGUGGGAAUGGGAAUCGGCCAAGGAGCUGGAGUUUAGAGUCUCGACGGGGAACUCGACGCCGUGGCAUUUGUGCCCGCGGAUGAUACCGGAGAUGAGGGUUGAGAAGACCACGUUCUGCGCUAUCCAUAACCUCAAGGGCGGUAUUGAGAAGGAUGAUUGGGAGGCCGCUCUCCUCGGACAAGGUCCGCUCUGCCUACCGCCGGAAUCGGUGCACCAGCUGGACUUGGAGUUUGAAUCUUACACUACCGCGUUUGUGGGACUUGUCUUUGGGAGUCAGGCCGAGGGGGAGAAAGAGAGUACCCUGACCCUGACAUACGCGGAGAGCUAUGAGGAUAAGCCCGUUGACGUCCCGGAUAUCAGACGCAAGGGAAUGCGCCGGGACUGCACAAAGUCACUCUACGGGCCGAAAGACAUCUACGAGAUGAAGGGAAUAAGUGUGCAAGAUUCCUGCUGGUAUAACCCUGACUCUGAAUCGAGGACCGUGAUACGGCCGUUCCACUGGCGCUCGUUCCGGUUCAUGCGGCUACGCAUCGAAGUUGGAAGUCAUUCUCUGGCCCUGCACAGACUAACCAUCGACAAGGUCAACUACCCACUGGACGUGCUGGCAGAGAUUGAUGUUAACUUCGACGACAGCGACACUGAUUCCAGCUCCGAUGAGGCAAACCAAGCGCAGGCACUGUUCACGACCAGUAUCCGGACCCUCCUCAACUGCAUGCACGACAGCUACGAAGACUGUCCGUUCUACGAGCAGCUGCAGUACGCGAUGGACGUGCGGAGCUCCGCACUGUUUACCUACUACCUCUCCGGCGACGACCGCCUGGCGCGCCAGGCCAUCGUGCAGCUGCGGAACUCGUUCCAGGCCAGGAUCGGGCUUACCCUCAGUCGCUCGCCGACACAUCGCCCGCAGGUCAUCCCGCAUUUCUCGCUGUUCUGGGUGCUUACCGUGUAUGACCACCUGUUGUUCUUUGGUGAUAGACUCUUCACGAAGCAAUGUGUUCCUAUUGUUGAGUCGGUGCUUGCGUUCUUUGAGGACGCCGUGGAUCCGGAACUUGGCCUUGUGAGGCUGUAUGACGGGCCGGGGGUAUGGAACUUCAUUGACUGGGUCCCGCAGUGGAAACCACACGGUGUGAAUCCUGUUGUCUCGGAGAGCGGUGUUUCAACGUACACGAAUAACUUGUAUGCGUAUACGCUGGCUCGUGUAGCGGAGAUCAUGGAGACACUGGGUCUUCCGCACCGCGCCGAAGAGAAUACUGCGAAGGCCAGAGCUAUCAUCCAAGCAAUCCGAAAGCAGUGCUUCAACGGCGAGUUCUUCACCGACACCAUCACCGCUGCAACUGCUGCAACCGCACCGCUGAGCCAACACGCCCAAGUCUGGUCCGUCCUCAGCGGCGCCGCAACGGGCCCUCUAGCCGUGGAUAUCCUCCGCAGGAGCUUGGCCAAGGAUAAUGACAAUCCCUUCAUCCAAACCUCCACAGCAAUGUCCUUCUACACGGCCAGAGCACUCAGCCUUGUCUCUCCAACCUCGAACUCCGAUGACCUGUACACCACCACCUUCAACCCCUUCUGGACCCCCUGGCUCACCCAGCUGAACCUAGACCUAACAACCUGGCGCGAGGACGCGGUCUCCGAGCGCUCGGACUGCCACGCAUGGGGCUGCGUCCCGAUCUACGAGUUUCUCGCUGAAGUCGCGGGCCUUAGACCCUUGGAGCCGGGGUGGAAGGUCAUCUGCUUUGCGCCGCGGGUGGGAUUGUAUAACUCGUUUAGGGCAAGGGUGCCGUUUUAUACGGAGGGGGGAGUGGGGAUUGCGGGCGUUGAGUGGAUGGCUGGGGAGGGGGGGAUUCAGCUUACCCUGGGAUUUACGUGGGCUGAAAGACAGAAGGAGAGGGAAAUGGCGAGGGGUGCGAGGCCGGUCGUGUCGGUUGUGGUUCGGUUGCCCGGGCGUGAGGAUGUUAGGGUUGAUGGGGUUUCGGAGGUGAGGGUUACUGUGUAG